Diceros bicornis minor is the source of this 1056-nucleotide messenger RNA. RefSeq names its product deleted in malignant brain tumors 1 protein-like. The coding region runs from base 1 to 819 and encodes 272 amino acids. The record is from RefSeq and is a predicted model, not a curated record. Lineage: Eukaryota; Metazoa; Chordata; Mammalia; Perissodactyla; Rhinocerotidae. Gene Ontology annotation, cellular component: cell surface. The transcript is spliced from 3 exons.
AUGGAGCCAGUAGAGACGGACAGGAGCGCUGCGUGCAGGGGAUCAGCCAGCAGAGGCCCGAGGCAGCAGCAAGCUUGGAGGGCUCAGGGAGGAGACCGGAGGCCUGUGAGCACCAGGAGGCCCGUGAGCACCGGGAGGCCCAAGGAAAGCCUUGGCUCCCUCAGCUACUCCAACUCCAUCAGAGGCCGAAUACGGGGCCACCACGACCGAGUCAUUGUGCGGCACAAGGUGCCCCAGCUGAAGUUCACCUGCAGGGUGGACGGCCCGUCAGCAGUUGAAAUCAUUCCUGGGGCUGACGUCCCAAGGGAGGGUGCCGGCUACGAUGUGUCCAUAUCUUUCCUCGAGUUGCCUGUGUCCCAGCAUGUGGAGAGCAUGGGGCCAUACUAUGCCAGCCAGAGGAAAGAGGUCUUCCUCCAGGCCACACUCCACAGCCCGGAUCCCAGCCUGAGGCUCUUUGUGGAUACCUGUGUGGCUUCUCCAGAUCCUCAUGAUUUUACAACAGUCAAGUAUGAUUUGAUCCGGCAAGGAUGCAUCAAAGACAAUACCUAUGUCAACCUCCACUCCCGCCAGAAGAACAUGGCCCAGUUCAAGUUCAAUGCCUUCAGCUUUCUCAACAGCUACGAUGUGCUCUAUCUGCAGUGUAAGGUCGCCGUGUGCAAAGUGGGGGACCACUCUUCCCGCUGCUCCCAGGGCUGCGCAGGGCAGAGUAAGAGGGAUGCAGGCCCCACGGAGACCAUGGAGGAGCAGACUGAGCAUUUCCAAAUGGUGGGGCCACUGGAAAUCCGCAAACGAACUGAUCAGAGCAAGACCCUUGUGUGAUUUCUCCAAUUUUCACAUGAAUCUGUUAGAAAUUAGAAGCUAAGUCUGUUUAUUUUCAGUUAAGUAAUAAAUUUGACAAAGUUGUCUAUAUAGAGACAGGAUAAAAGAAAUAGCUAAAGAGGUUCUCUCUGAGGUUUGUUACUAAAUAAAUCUUCUCUGAUUACUAAACUUCUAAGGCAGUCAUUCUCUUUGCAGGCUAGAAAUGUUGCAUUUUCUAAUUCUUCACUAUCCAGAACU